UUUAUGUUUUGAUUUGAUUUCAUUUGAUUAUUUAUUUUAUAUUUAUUGUGAUUUGUUAAUUGUGAAUUGAAAUUGUUUUACUGUUCUAUCAAGUAUGGAGGUUGAAGAGUUUGAUGAUUUACGUUUAAUAAAGUCAAUUAAAAACGAUUCAAUGGAAAUAGUUAAUGGAUCAAAUGAGAAUUCAUUACCUCGUUUUGAUAUUAAAUCUCGAACCGAAAGAGAAAUAAUCAAAUUGAUUGGUCAACAUCUCCAAGGAUUGGGAUUAAAUGACACUGUCCAGUCGUUAAUUAAAGAAUCAGGAUGCCAAUUAGAUCAUCCAUCAGCUACCAAGUUCCAAACUCAUGUAAUUGAAGGUGAUUGGAAUAAAGCGGAGGCCGAUCUUUACGAACUUAAAUACAUGUUAGCUUAUCCACAAGCUCAACUGGAGAUCAAAUUUCUUAUACUAGAACAAAAAUAUCUUGAAUUUUUGGCUGACAAUCAGGUCAUUGAUGCUCUCUACUGUCUUCAAAAUGAGAUCGCUCCAUUAAAUCAUAAAAUUGAUCGUGUCCAUGAGUUAAGUCAACUUAGUAUGUGUAAUCCUGGUGAAGAAUUGAGAAGCUUAUCCGGUUGGGAAGGUAAAGGUAUUCGAUCAAGACAAAUUCUGAUGGAAAAACUUCAGGCCUUCCUCCCACCCUCCGUGAUGCUCCCUCCAAGGCGAUUAAAGACACUCUUGUCCCAAGCUAUUGAGCUACAAAAAGAACGUUGCUUUUAUCACAAUAGCGUCAAUGAGGAUGAUCUUGAUUGCUAUUCUCUCCUAAUCGAUCAUGCUUGUAGCAAAGAGCACUUGCCAUGUGUAACCACUCAAAUUCUUACCGAUCAUGGAGAUGAAGUUUGGUAUUGUCGCUUUUCAAACGAUGGAACUAAAUUAGCCUCUGGAUCGAAAGAUAAUUCUGUUAUCAUUUGGGAUGUUGAUCCAGAAACUUUAACCUUAAAGCACAAAUUCACAUUCGAAGGACAUUCAUAUGGUGUUUCUUUCCUGUCAUGGAGUCCUGACGAUAAUUUUCUCAUUGCCUGUGGACCUGAUGAUUGCUCAGAAUUAUGGGUUUGGAAUGUACAAACUGGUGAACUGAGAGUAAAAGUUAGCCACAAUCCCGAAGAUAGUCUAACAACCUGUUCAUGGCAUAAGGAUGGAAGAAAAUUUGUGACCGGAGGUCUAAGAGGUCAAUUCUAUCAAUGUGAUAUAGAUGGAGUUAUCUUGGACCAAUGGGAAGGAGUUCGAGUGCAAUCAUUGGGCUAUCGUAAAGACGGAAAAACUGUCCUAGCUGCCGAUACCCAUCACCGAAUUAGAGGUUACAAUUUGGAAGAUGUCAUUGAUUUCAACAUAAUUCAAGAAGAUCAUUCCAUUAUUUCAUUUUCUACCGAUGAAACGGGAAGAUUAGCUUUGCUUAAUGUUUCAUCUCAGGGCGUUCAUCUUUGGGACUUAGAGGACAGAAUUCUGGUUAGAAAAUAUCAAGGUGUAACUCAAGGAUAUUAUACAAUUCAUUCAUGUUUCGGUGGAGUUAAUCAAGUUUUUAUUGCAAGUGGGAGUGAAGAUCACAAAGUAUAUAUAUGGCACACUAAACGGGAGAAACCGAUUGCAGUACUUUCAGGUCACUCGAGAACAGUUAAUUGUGUCUCUUGGAAUUCCAAAUAUCCUCAAAUGUUAGCGAGUGCCUCAGAUGAUUCAACCAUCCGAAUCUGGGGUCCAGCCAAAUCGGAAUCCCGAGAAUUAUCCUUAUUCACUAAUCAAUCUUCAUUAGAAUCAUCAUCAUCAAUCAAUAAUUUUCAAGACAUUUUUUAAUUAACCACUAAAUCACUUUAACAAACAUAAACACACACACACACACAUACAUACAAACACCAAACCAUUUACACUCAUCAUGAAAUUUUCAAGAUAAAUAAUCUCUCCCUCUUA
Panonychus citri (citrus red mite) is the source of this 1933-nucleotide messenger RNA. Its product is annotated as WD repeat-containing protein 26-like. The transcript is spliced from 7 exons. Gene Ontology annotation, biological process: proteasome-mediated ubiquitin-dependent protein catabolic process. The record is from RefSeq and is a predicted model, not a curated record. Gene Ontology annotation, cellular component: GID complex. Gene Ontology annotation, molecular function: protein binding. NCBI's taxonomy places the organism in Eukaryota, Metazoa, Arthropoda, Arachnida, Trombidiformes, Tetranychidae. The coding region runs from base 95 to 1819 and encodes 574 amino acids.